ACAUAGCUAUGCGAAAUACAUUCAUACAUCGCUAAUGAAAAAUAUUUAUCAUCAGUAGCCAAUAUUCUCUAUUUUAGUUUGUCUGUAAUCAAGGCUAACCCAGCAUAAUCUAUUAAUAGGAUUUCAGUACAGAAUCAAUGUUCCGAUUACGCGCCAACCAGGUCAAGUCGACAUUUAUAUUUAUAGAUCAGGGCAACGACCGUCAACAGAUGGAACGUUUACGAAGACGAUUUCAAGAAAACGACUUGGCAUACAUGAUAGAUAAAAUACAAAAAUAAGUUGACUAGAUGCUGAUUACUUCCUGUAUAUACACAGAGAAAAUUUUAAUUAUUCAUUCAAACACAUACAAGUAACCUUUACUUCUUGAUAUGAAGGAUAAGAAUGACUGAAGACGAGGGUCUAGUUGUACAGAAAUUACUGGAAGGAUCUCAUAUCAAUGCGCAUGUAGGCGGUGCAGUAGCCGAUGCAGCAAAUACUGAUGUCAAACAUUCAUGUCCUCUGAAUAACGAAACCUCUGAUUUCAAUAAAGAUGUGCAAUUGACAGACUCAAUGCAUGCUCAGCAGCAAGUCUUAGAUACUGGUACUAAACCAUUAACAUUUAACUCUGAAGUCCUUACUGAUUGUUCUAUAGCGACGAAAGACAACGCCAACAUAAAUAAUUGGAAAGGUUUCCAAGAUGAAGACAGAUCCGAAAAAAGUAUAGAAAACACUGAUUCAUGCGAAAGUGACACAACUUCUUUGUGCGGAAGCACUUCCGGAAAAAGCAUAGGUAGCAGUAAUUUGAAUCUCACAGAUUCAGAAAAGGAUGACAUAGUAAUAAUUUCAUCAGACGACACUCUAGACAGGACAGGUUCAUUGACUGGAAAAGAUAAUGAAUCAAAUAAAUUUCCUUCACGGCCUUCAAAGAAUGCUAAAAGAGUUAAGAAAAUAUAUCCUGAUGGCCACAUCCUCUGUAAGAUAUGUGGUGACAAGGCUUCCGGUUUCCAUUAUGGCGUCUUUUCUUGUGAAGGAUGUAAGGGAUUCUUUAGAAGAACAGUCCGCCAAAAGUUGACAUAUAAGCCAUGUGCUAAUGGCGACAAGAAAGGAUGUUUGAUCAUGAGGAUUAGUCGAAACAGAUGUCAAUACUGCCGUAUGAAGAAAUGUUUGGAUGCAGGGAUGUCACACGAAGCUGUAAGAUUAGGAAGAUGUCCAAAGAAAGAUAAGCCGUCCAGAUUUAACUUAUUUAAAAUUUCUAAUGAGAAUCAUGACAAAAUUGAUAUUGACAAGCAGAUAAGGACAGAAGAAUUGAUUUUAAAAAUUCAUGAUAGUUUUAUGGCAGCGAACAAAGAGUUUCACGCAUUGACGUGUCGUUACCAGCAGUCAAAGGUUUUGGAGGUCACAUGCGAGCACGAUACAAAAAUAUUGUGUUCCAGAUACUUACCAGCCAUUGUUCACUUCACAACGAUAUUCGCGCGAGAUUUGACUCCAUUUAAAAAAAUAGAUGUGCACAGUCAGAGAAAUCUUGUGAAACAAAGUUUAUUGGAAAUAGCUGUCAUUCAUUCACUGUAUUGGAACGAUGAAACCACUUUCGGUAAAAUAUUGGACCGUUUUGGAUAUAUCGUAGAUAUUUUGAAUUGUGAACAGUAUGGGAUUUUUGGACAAUUUCUAUUAGAUAUGUUCUACUCAGUUCAAAAAUUAAAAAAACUGGAAUUAACUGACGUUGAAUUGUCUGUGAUGGCUGCCAUGGUAUUGUUUUCACCGGAUCGACCAGGACUGGAUAUUUACAAGAACACAUUCCUAUUAGAACAAAUGGAAGAUAUUUUGUGUCUUGCGUUAAAAAGUCAAUUUGCUCAAAAUCAUGAUAACUGUGAACAACUUUUUACAAAAAUAGUUGAAGUUUUAAUAAACUUGCGGACUAUUUCUGGGGUGUAUUUAGAAAUUAUUCUCAACUCACAGAUAGACAUUGUAGACGUGUCAUAAAGCGCCAGAAUGAAUCAGAUUAAAAUAAUUCCGUCAGUCAGGAUGCACAAAAAAAAUUCAGAUUGCUGGUGGUAUAUUUGACCAAUUACUCCACGGUACAUUGUUAUUGUGCAUAUUUGUUUAUUUAUCUAUACACUACAAUUUCGACAAAACGGAAGUUCCGAGAUAGUCCGUUUCUCCGGGUCUGAUCUCAUUUUAUACACAAAAGUCAGAUGAUUACUUCAGAAAGUUUGGUAUGUUUGGAUAAACAACAUAUCGUUUGCGUAAAAUAUCAAUUAAUGAGUAAUUGGUUUUCACCAGUGUUAUUUUGUCAAAUAGAAAAGUGAUCGACUAUCUAGCUGUUAAAAUUCUUGGAUAUGCUUAAUUUGUCUGUGAGAAAGACUAGGAAUAUGCCAAGAAAAUGUAAUGCUUUACGACUUUUUCAGCCCAAACAUUCGAACGGCCAUUUUCUCGGAAUGGAAUUCCCGUAUGAACGCUUCAUUUUGAAAUUAUCAUAAUAUCAGAUUAUAUGCUUUUAUAAACGCUUAAUGCUUGUCAAGUUGAACAACACGAUCAUAUGAAAUAUUAUUAUUUUAUGGUGUUUUACAAACCUGUAUAUUGCUAUGUUUUAUUUGAACUAUUAUAGUAUUUAUAUGUCAAUAUGACGAGGGCCUCAAAAUGUUGUUACCUAUAGACAUAAAUAAAUUAAUUAAAAUGUG
Mytilus californianus (California mussel) is the source of this 2657-nucleotide messenger RNA. RefSeq names its product ecdysone-induced protein 75B-like. The transcript is spliced from 8 exons. Lineage: Eukaryota; Metazoa; Mollusca; Bivalvia; Mytilida; Mytilidae. The coding region runs from base 382 to 1959 and encodes 525 amino acids. The record is from RefSeq and is a predicted model, not a curated record. Gene Ontology annotation, molecular function: RNA polymerase II cis-regulatory region sequence-specific DNA binding; zinc ion binding; nuclear receptor activity. Gene Ontology annotation, biological process: negative regulation of transcription by RNA polymerase II; cell differentiation; hormone-mediated signaling pathway.